Messenger RNA from Danio aesculapii, 4182 nucleotides. It is a transcript of the gene rrp12, whose product is annotated as ribosomal RNA processing 12 homolog. Bases 59 to 3913 code for a protein of 1284 amino acids. The transcript is spliced from 34 exons. NCBI's taxonomy places the organism in Eukaryota, Metazoa, Chordata, Actinopteri, Cypriniformes, Danionidae. The record is from RefSeq and is a predicted model, not a curated record.
CACGCAGACUGGAGAGACCAACGUGACUGCAGCACAGUGAAGAUUUCCACCGGCUAAAAUGGUGAAGUCCGGAAAACUUCGUUCCGGAGCAGCUCAGAAAGUAAGGCGGUGGAAGAAGGGGCACAGCAGUGACAGUAACCCGGAGACAAAUCGCUAUCGAAAGGCCGCGAGGAGCAGAUAUUUCAGCCGUCCAUCAGAAAAGAGUGAUCUGACAGUAGAUGCGUUGAAACUUCACAAUGAGCUCCAGGCUGGAUCACUGCAGAAAAGCAGUGAUGUGGCAGGAGAUGCCAUGGAGGAUGAAGCCCUCACAGAGAAGACCUCUGGGACUUUCCUUAGUGGACUAUCAGACUGCUCCAACCUCACUUUUAGGAAAGUUCAGCGUUACUGGGAGUCCAAUUCUGCAUCACAUAAGGAGAUCUGUGCUGUUUUGGCAGCCGUAACUGAAGUGAUUCGCUCUCAUGGAGGAAAAGAAACUGAGACGGAGUACUUUGCAGCCUUGAUGACAACUCUGGAGGCUGUUGAUAGCAGUGAAUCACUGGCAGCUGUUGCUUACCUGCUCAACCUGGUCAUGAGAAGGAUGCCACCUGCAGUACUGAAGAAAAAGUUUUCGGACACUGCCAAGGCCUUCAUGGAUGUCCUGUCAAAUCAAGCCAGUUCUGACUCCAUUUCAUACCUGCGAUGGAUCCUAUCCUGUCUAGCAACUUUGCUGCGUAAACAGGAUCUGUCAGUGUGGAGUUACCCAUCAACCCUACAGGUGUAUCAUGGUCUCUUGAGCUUCACUGUGCACUCCAAACCAAAGGUACGAAAGGCAGCACAGCAGGGAAUUUGCACCGUCCUUCGCUACAGUGACUUCAUGUUCUCAGAUAAUGCCCCGAACCACCAUCCGGCAGCCGGCAGCACUGCCAAAUUCUGCUGCAAAGAACUGGAGCAGUCCGGAGGCAGCAAAGAAGACACCACCACUCUCCACAUACUGGGUCUUCUGAAGGACCUGCUGGUUGCGUUUCCUCUGAGCUCUGUCAAGUCUUGCUGUGAGACUCUUCUCCGAGUCAUGACCCUGAGCCACGUGCUGGUGACUGCACAUGCAAUGCAGGCCUUCCACAAUCUCUUCAUUAGCAAACCCAGUACUUCCAGCAUGUCUGCAGAGCUCAAUGCCCAGAUCAUCACAGCUUUAUAUGACUAUGUUCCCAGUGAGAAUGAUCUGCAGCCUUUACUGGCAUGGCUUGCGGUAAUGGAAAAAGCUCAUAUUCAUCUCUCCAGUUUACAGAGCUCUCUGUGUCUUGGUCAUCUUCCUCGCCUCUUCUCAGUCACCAUGUCGUGUCUUCUGUCUCCACACACGCAAGUUGUCUCUGCUGCAGCUUCAACUAUGAAGACACUAAUAAAUGACUGUGUGGCUUCUCAUAUGGCAGAGAUUGGACCGGUUCUACCAAACACAUCAUCUGGAAAUGGGGCUUGCGUUCUGAAAAUGUUUUCUAUCGUGGAGGAGGGUUUGUCUUAUCGUUUCCAUGCCUCAUGGCCGUUUGUGCUGCAGAUUUUGGGUUGUUUCUACAGAGCUGCAGGAAAACAGGCUCAUCCUAUUAUGAUAAAGAGUCUCCAGUCUCUCAGUGACCUGCGGGCCACCCCUCACUUCCCCUUCUCUGGUGAGCUGGAUCUUGCUGUUGGUGGUGCUGUGGAGAGCAUGGGUCCAGAGGUGGUGCUCAACGCUGUACCCCUCCUCAUCACUGGAACAGAUGAUGACCUUGAGUUUCCACGCAGUUGGUUGAUUCCGGUCAUUAGAGAUCAUGUGAAGAACUCUCAGCUGGCUUACUUCAAUUCACACUUUUUCCCGCUAGCAAAUAAACUUAAACAGACAGCCGAUGAACUGGAGCAGUCAGGUCAGAAGCUCAUGGCAAAGGUUUAUCAGACGUUACAGAUCCAGAUCUGGACCAUGUUGCCUGGAUUCUGCAACAAGCCCACCGAUUUGUUGGCAUCAUUUAAGGGCAUUGCUCGCUCUCUGGGUAUGGCUCUAAACGAUCGGCCUGACCUGCGUUUGUGUAUCUGCCAGGCCUUGCGAACUCUUAUCAACAAGAGCUGUGAAACAGAGGAAGAGAAAGCAGAGAUGAAUCGCUUUUCCAAAAACUUCCUUCCCAUCCUGUUUAACGUCUACAGCCAGCAGCCUAAAGCAGGAGAGAUGACGUCAGCUCGGAUGGCUGUCCUGGACACAGUCAGAGUUUACCUGACCAUCACAGACCAGACGAUGGUGUGCACAUUUCUUCAAAAAGCAUUGGAGAGGCUCAAUGCGGACAACACUGAGUUCACCAGGCUUGCAGUCAUUGACCUGGUUGUAGCCAUGGCUCCGUUUGUGGAUGAAGCGUCUAUGAGCCAGAUAUUUAAAUUUAUUAAACCUUUUGUGGAGAGCAAGGAUAGUGGCGUCCAGAAGAAAGCCUACAGAGUCCUGGAGGAGAUCUGUGGAGGAGAGAGAGCGUCCUGUAAGGCUUUUGUUCUGGCAAACCUGGAGCAGCUGAAGAAGAUGCUGAUGGAAAGCCUGAAGACUGCCGCUUCUCCUGCUAAACGGCCUAGACUCAAGUGUCUGAUUCACAUAGUAAAGCAGCUGAAUGAAGAACACCGUGAUUUUAUUACUGCUCUACUUCCUGAGGUCAUUCUUUGCACAAAGGAAAUGUCCAUUGGUGCCCGCAAAAAUGCCUACACGCUUUUGGUUGAGAUUGGCAAUGCUUUUGAGCGCUUUUGUGGGAACACAAAAGAUGCCAUCAAUGAGUAUUUGAGCUAUGUGUACAUUGGCCUAACUGGCUCUGUAACACUGAUCACCUGCACAGUUCUGGCUUUAACCAGACUGGUAUUUCAUUUCAAAGAUUCCAUAGACCUUUCCUCAUUGGAGCUGCUUCUGCAAAAUGUCUGUCUUCUGCUUGCGAGCAGAACUCGAGACAUCGUCAAAGCCUCUCUUGGCUUUCUAAAAGUUAUCAUCUUUUCUCUGGAUGUCAAGGUUUUAGCCAGCCAUGUUAAUGUUAUUAUGGAAGGGAUCAGCAAUAUGAAUGAUAUGCGACGGCAUUUCAGAGUGAAACUUAAGAAUAUUUACACCAAACUGAUUAGGAAAUUUGGAUUCGAGCUCGUCAAAAGCAUGCUGCCGGCUGAGCAACACAAGGUCCUGGUGAACAUCCGUAAAUCAGAAGCCAGAAAUAAGAAACGCAAGCUGACGAAGACAGAAGAGGACGAAUCAGACACUGAAGACGAGAAGCCUAAAGUGAAAGGAGAGAGUAUUGAAGACAUUCUGGCUGAGACUGACUCCGAUGACUCGGAUGAAGAAGAGAAACGCAGGAAGGGUCAGAAGAAGCCAAUGAAAAAGAAGGGCCAGGCCUGGUUGAAGGAAGGCGUUUCAGACGAACCACUCAACUUCCUUGAUCCAAAGGCAGCGCAGAGAGUUCUGGCCACCAACCCUAACCUGAAGAAGGCCACCAAAGCAGACCAUGGAUUUAAGGUGACGUCUGAUGGACGACUCAUCAUCAAGGAAGAAGACGACGACGAUGAUGAUGAGGAGGAAAAAACUAAAGAUGCUGAAAUGGAUGAUGUACUUGAAGAGGCUGGAGUCAAAACUAAGAAGAAUCCAAAGAGGAAAAUUGCAGCUGAUCUGGAUGAUGACAUGGAUUUUGAGCCUGAACUGAAAUAUAAAGCUGGUGGCAUUGGAAUCCACAGGCCUCUGGGUGGAAGACCAGAGAUAGGGACAGAGUAUAAAUCUAAGAAGGGAAAAGGGGAUGUUAAGAAGGCAGGCAAGUGUGACCCGUAUGCCUAUAUUCCUCUCAAGAAAUCCCAACUCAACCGCAGGAAAAAGGCUAAACUCCAGGGCCAGUUUAAAGGCAUGGUUAGAGGAGCAAAGAAAGGAGCACUUUCUGGAUCCCGAAUACUGAAGAAGAGGAAAGCCUAAAACUUGUGGGCGUCUUGAUAUGGAACUUUGGAUUUGCCCUCAUUUCUUAUGACAUGAUCAAUAAAAAAAGCUAAAGACAUCUUGUUUUUCUGUUCAGAUAUUGCGUAGGAACUUCCUGUGGAAGCUUCUCUUAAAAGAGGGUUUCAAGAAGUCCCGGUUGAUGUUUGCUGUGGCUGGAUUAUAAGAAAAUAGCAGUACGAUAAUAGCUUUGUAACAAAUGUAUUUAUGUUCUUGCUAUGUUGGACACCAAAUAAAGUGUUCCAAAAUAA